Molecule: messenger RNA, 830 nt
Organism: Drosophila virilis
Lineage: Eukaryota; Metazoa; Arthropoda; Insecta; Diptera; Drosophilidae
Source: RefSeq, a predicted model, not a curated record
UCUGAUGCGUCUGAACAGGUCUCUAAGUGGACACUCUCUAAGCUGCGUCUGUAUAAAAGACACCGUCUGGUCGUUGCGCAGCAUCAGUCAACGUUCGCUUUCUGUGUUCUACAACUGCCAAAAAUAUCAAAAUGUUUAAAGUAGUAAGUAGUUUGAGACUGGGGAUUAGAGGCAGUUAAUAACUAUUUGUUACAGUUGAUGAUUUGCGCCUUUUUCGGCAUGGCCGUCGCCUUGUCACCUGGUCUAUUGCAUGGCAUCCGUCCGGUGGCGCAUCCAGUGCGCUCCAGCCCCGUUGGGCACGGCGAGGAUGUGCACGCUGAAGUGCUUUCUCGCAAGGAUGAUGUGCGCGCUGAUGGCUUCGACGCAAGCCUUGAGACCAGCAACCAUAUUAGCCGCGCAGAAAGCGGGGAUGAGCACGGAAACAUCCACGGUAGCUUUGCCUGGGUUUCGCCCGAGGGUGAACAAAUCCAGAUCUCUUAUGUGGCUGAUGAGAACGGCUACCAGCCACAGGGUGCAGCUCUGCCAACCCCGCCUCCAAUUCCAGUUGAAAUCGAGCGUGCCCUUGCCUGGAUUGCAGCACAUCCUCCAGCACCCGAGAAAUACUCUCAUCAUUAAGUCUAUGAUCUAGUUGCAUGGACUUGUUUCUGAAACUCUGUUGUGCUUAAGUAACUCGAUUCUUAAAGAGAGUUAAAUAAACAACGUGUAAUACAGUCAUGAGAUCGUGUACUGAAUUUGAAUUAAAUAAUGUUUCUUAUUUCUUACUUUUUUACCUUAAAAGACUGAAACAUUUACCAGCUUCACUCAAUAAAGAAAAGAUAUCUCACUUUAAA